This is a messenger RNA of Clarias gariepinus (North African catfish), 5493 nucleotides long. It is a transcript of the gene scn2b, whose product is annotated as sodium channel, voltage-gated, type II, beta. Gene Ontology annotation, cellular component: membrane. Lineage: Eukaryota; Metazoa; Chordata; Actinopteri; Siluriformes; Clariidae. The record is from RefSeq and is a predicted model, not a curated record. The transcript is spliced from 6 exons. Bases 212 to 871 code for a protein of 219 amino acids.
GUAAUAGAGAAAAAAAAAACAAAUCUUCCUGAACAUACAGGAAUAGUACGGCAACCAUAAAAUCAACAUUUUACAGCUGAAGACACUGCCAUCCAUAUCACAGCACUGAAAAUAAUCCAUUUUAGAUAGCAUUUUUUUUAUGUAUCUAACGACCAAAUAUCCUUGUGCUGUAAUCUGAUUUAUAUUAAAGGGCAUAUCCUGCUGUGUCAACAUGUCCGGGUUGUUGCGCGUGCGAGACACGCAGUGUGCGUCAGCCAUUUCUGCAACGGUGCUGCUGGUGUUUGCGGCCUCUUCUGUCUCUUCUAUGGAAGUGCUUGUGGCACAUCAGCUUAAUGCACUGAAUGGCACCAUGAUAAAGAUCUCGUGCACGUUCACAUCCUGCUACAAACUGGAUAUUAGCAAAUUUGCUAUGAACUGGACCUACCAGGAGACUAAAAAUGAUACGGAGGAGAUGUUUAUGACCUUUAAGAACAGACUAACUCUUUUAAGGACGGACCGUUUUGGAGAAAGGGUAAAGUUUGCUGGAAACCUGGAUAAAAAUGACCUUUCCAUCACCAUCUCCGACGUGCAGCUGACAGAUGAGGGGAUCUAUAACUGUUAUGUACGCAAUCCUCCUGAUCGUGUCGAGGGCCGUGGUAGAAUCCAGCUGUUUGUAGUCACUGAAUUGCCCCCUCCUAGAGACUCGACCAUUGCAGUGGCAGUCGGAGCAUCUAUAGGAGGGAUGCUGGCUCUGGUCAUCCUCUCCAUGGUGAUCAUCAAGUGUGUACGCAGACAUAAGAAACAGGAGCUCAUCUCUGAUGAACAGAAAAUGGAGGAGGAGGGUAAAACAGAUGGAGAUGGAGGCAUAGAAGAAGGAACCAAACAAAUUUAACAUGGCUGUGACCUGAAAGGCCUAAACAAGUUCCAGACUUCACAUGCAGAAAUGAUGUUUGUUUGAGCCAUCAUGCUGUGGCUGCAAUGCUUUCCUUGGUAUGGAUCUUUCCUCAUUUGCCCACCCAAUAGAAAUAAACAAUUGGACUUUUGACAAACUCAACACUAUACCUGCCGUACAUUCCAAGUGAGCCAGUGUAACGCCUCCGAUCAGGUUUCUAUACUUCACUCUUCAAUUUAAGAUUGCUAAAAAUCUUAAUCCACAUAGUAUUUGUAGGAACCACAUCACUUUUAAAAUAUUGUUGUUUUGUUUUGUGUCUUCCAACCACUGCCAAUAUGUUCACAAUGUAACUAUUGUUAAAGGUAAAGCACACUGUUCCUACUAUUGCCUACUAAUUGGUAGUCAUUUGAUAACAGAUUUUUAUACAUGUCCUGCUGUCUUUAUUUUGUAUUUAUUGUCUAUUGCAAAAAAAGAAAAAGAAAAAGUCCUCUUUUUGAGAACCAGAUGUUCUCAAAGUAUAGCAACAUUCCAAAAAAGCCACUUUGCUUUGGUGGUCUAAAUGUACGCGGCUUGUCCUUUACUGAUCAAGGGUGUGUUUCCUGAAAAAAGAUGAGUUAUUUUUUUAGUUAAUACCGAAAAUCUCACCGAACAUCUCACCGGUAAGUCUGGUGAAAAGCAGUACAAGCUAAUAUCAAGGUAAAUCUUUAAGACUUAUCUGCAACUGAAACAAUGGCUUAAAAAUGUUAUGGUAAUAAUCAACAGACAUUUGUGAAAAUUACUUGUGAAUUUAUUUAAGACAUUUAAGAUGUAAAUAAAUAAGUAAUAUAAUUUGUAAAAAAAUUAAUUUUAGUAAGUAUUCGUGUGAUAUGGGAGCCAAUUUGCUAGCUAAUAAAUAAAUUCAUUUAACUCAGACAGAACUUACUUGUUUGUUGUAAAAUUAUAUUAAAAUGCUACAAUCUAAUCUGAUUUAAUGCAUGUUAGCACUCCAAAGUUUUAUGUCAACAUUCAUUAACUAAUCUGAUGCAAUUUACUUUUGCUUAAGCUUGCAUUUAUAAGCCAGGUAUUUUACAGUAUAUUGGUAUUUAUUAUAUGGUAUCAAGUCAUUUAAAUAAGUAUGAUGAACAAAUAAUUGCACAAAUAAUUUUACUACAAUAAUUACAAAAUAUCACUCUCCAAAAUAUACGUUUAUGGGUUCAAAGCUUAAACUCAACAAAUGAAAUUAUUAUUGAUUGUGAAACUAUUAAACGUGGCAAGAGAUUCGAGAACGAGAGCAGAUUCUCCAUUAGGAACUCUUAAGUACAAGAUGUUGAAUAGUAGAAAUGAGCCUCAUCACUCUUUACUUCUUUUUAAGGUUGUGGGACUUGGACUAAUGUUCUGGGCAGCUUCUUCUGUGUCUAAAAUUGGUAAAUUGAUGCAACUGUAUUAUAAGUCAUUUUCGCAGUGCUGUAUCUUGUUCAGGAUUUGCUGUAGAAAUCCAGAUCAAGUACUGAUCUCAACCUAUGUUCUGAAAGCCAUUGGAAGAGGUGUGAAGGAAUCCAAUUAAAGACCUUUUUGGGGUUAAGUGCAGCCAGAUGGACUAGUAGAGUGAAAAGAUGAAAGCCCACGUCUCAAAGUCCCCAAAGGGCAGCAUGGAAAAUGAAGGUGAUUUUGGCAAGCUGGAAAGAAAUGAUGUAACAGAGUUGAAGGAGAAAUAAAACCUAAAUUCUGCAAGAUUUUAAUAUGUUAGUUAGCAUAAGCUGGUACCCAAAUGACCAGGAAAGAACAGCCGGUAAAGAACAGGGUAAAUAUUCAUUUUCUUUUAUUAGACCAGCUAAACCAACACAGAUCAGCCAAGAUGACUAUUAUAAGCUGGAAGACCAUGGACCACCAACUGUAAGCUAAAGUUACCAUCAUAAGCUGGCAGAUUGCGGACCAAAAAAUACUAGCUAGUAUAAUCAUCAUAGAUAAGCAGAUAAAUCAUAAGACAAGCCACUGUAGCAUGAUCAUUAAAGACUAGUACUGUAGGCCAGCUGAAAUUGCAGUUUUUUUAAAUGCUCAUUAAUUUUUAAAAUGAUAAAAUGAUUAACAAGCUAUUGUAAUAAUGUCAAGUAUUGAAUUUUUUCAUGGAACACACCCUAGAAUGGUAUUUCAGCUGCAGCAGUAUUUUUAACAAGUAAUUCUUACCUAUUUUUUUCCUAUUUGGUCUUCACAUACUGACAUUAAAUUGUCAUUCAGGGAAAAUUACUAAUACAAAAAAAAAUGUUUUAAUGUAUUACGAUUAAAUUAUUCCUAUAUAUAUAGAUAUAGUAUGAUUGAAUGAAUAUGUGAAAGGUUUUGUUGAACAUUCCUUAAGUAUUUUUCUUUUGCAAAAGUAUGUAGCUAAAUUAUUGGAUUGUUUGUAAUUAUAUUAUAUAUUAUAUUAUACCAAAUACUGUUUUCAGAUCAUUCAGAUGAAACAAAUACAUUUAUGUGUUUAAAGUAAAACUAGUUUAGUUGUACGAAAAUAUGUAUUGUAUGCAGCAACAUUUCACUGUAAUUGAACCACACUAGACUUCACUUGGAAGUGCGCUGAGGUCGACAAUAGUUUCUAACUAGUUUCCAAAGUAUCAGCCUCACUAAUGUCUAAAAACAGCUGUAGCUAGUUCUUAUGCAAAUAACAAUGCAUUGCAAAAAUGCCACCUGAGCAAGUGAAAUAUGUUAAAUAUGCUCAAAUUUAUUUUCCUAUUAUAGAAUAACAAUAAACCAAAUGCAACAAUAUCAAACCUAUUUUUAUGCUUUCAAGCUUAACAUUUUCAUAAUCUAUUAGCAAAUUAUUUUCCUUCUUUUGGUGAUAAAUGCUAAAAAUUAACAAAAUUGUCUGUCAUUAUACCAGGAUUAUUCCGUGCUUGAAAAUUAUAAUUAUAGCUAAAAUUCUGAUUCAUAAUCCUUAUGUUUGUCUUAUUUUAAUCUGAUAAUAAGAAAUACUAGGGAAAUCUGUAUUCUAGGUAUUCCCACUAUACUUUUUUGUGCGCAAACAAUGUUUUUGGUUAUCUAUAUGAACAACUUAGGCUUUUAAGUAUGAUAAUCUAGUAUAUCACUCAGUAUAUUGCUCUACAUGCAGUUUCAUGUACACUCAUCGGUGCAUAGUAUCUCUUAUUUAGAUCAAGAAACAUUCCCUAACUUAAUACUGACUUUACUGCUGAACAGUGGUUACUGGCAUUUUUCGUAUCCAUUGCAUGUUGUAAAUAUAUCAUAACAAACUGUGCUGUGUUGAGAAUGAGGAAUGACAGUAGAACUUGUCUUGACAUGGAAAGUUUGAUUUAGUUCAUAACUGCUUAGCACCAGUUAAAUGAUUCAUUUAAAAAUGAAUUCGCCAGUCAUGUCGGGUUCGAAUCCCACUCAAUGCCCAAACCCCAGACAAUGGAUGCAGUACAGGUCCCAAGCCGGGAUAAAAUGGAAAUGUUUCAUUAGGAAGGGCAUCAGCCAAGUUGUUGUGUGGAUCGGGUGAUCCGUUGUGGCGACGCCUCCAUGAGGGAGCAGCCAAGAAGCCAACAACAUACAUUUUUAAAUGAUGUGAUACCUAGGGUUUAACUACUAGACGACUACCAGUUUUUCUAAAAAUUACAAGUACGGCCCUUCAAGUGUUCUUCUGUUUUGGGUAAUUAUAGUUGUAUUAGUAUGAACUGAGCAAGAAGUUUAAGGAUAUUGUGGAUUCCUCUCACAAUAUGUGUUGUGGGUUCUUACUUGUUGACUAUUCGAAGCAUCAGUUCCAUACAGCUAAAUAGGUCACUAGCUUUUUUUUUUUUAACCUCCCAUAACCACCAGGAAAAAAAGAAAAUUAACUAUAUAACUUAUACUAGCCAAAAUAUGAGGAACCUGGUGAACCUUUGGUCAAAAAUGGAAAUGUUACAAAUUACAAAAAUGGAAAGGUGACUGCUGUAACACUGGGUGCUAGUUUGACCUUGAAUACAGUAAUUAGAAAGAAUUUUAUGGCAAUGCCCAGGUUGCAGCAUCCUUAAGCAGGGGCCUCCAUACAGUAUGCUGCCUAUGAUGAGGACAAACGCUUUUAUAAUUUGACAGUUCACAGUUGGGGCCUGGGAGCCACCCUUUCUUUGGACUAUGGUGAUAUUCACCACCCAGUGGACAUCCAGUGUGCAACCCAUGUCAUUCAUGCUUGGCAAACAAACAGUUUCAUUUAAGUUGUCUGCAUUGAAAGAAGUGGCCAAAACCCUGGAUUAAACCCUCACUAGGGUUUAAUCAUACCGCAAUCCCACUGUGACACCCUCCACAUACACCCCUUCCAGAAAUAACUCAGAAGCUCAAAACCUCAUAAGAUCAUAAGUUCAAAACCUUGCAUUAAUGGUCAAAUGUCAACCAAGACCAGCCAUUGCUUCGGAAUGACUAAAGAGAAUCCGAGGGUCAGUUUGCUUACUCUUAGUUCUAGCUAGUUGAUGCCUCAUAUACAUUUGUGGCCCCAUACUGUACAUCUGCUCCCAAGUCUGCAAUGGAAGCAUCUGUGGUGAUUUUCUCUGAUGAGGCAUGAUGCUUUAGCAGGCCCAUUUUAAGUAUACUAGAGCCUGUGCCAUACUUGCAGAACCAAUAUGACAACCAUAUCAUACUAUAAACAAAGGAAUCAGUCUAGAACUAAAGCAGACAAAAGCAUA